This is a messenger RNA of Rhododendron vialii, 4588 nucleotides long. Its product is annotated as histidine--tRNA ligase, cytoplasmic. Lineage: Eukaryota; Viridiplantae; Streptophyta; Magnoliopsida; Ericales; Ericaceae. Gene Ontology annotation, cellular component: mitochondrion. Gene Ontology annotation, molecular function: ATP binding; histidine-tRNA ligase activity. The coding region runs from base 267 to 3011 and encodes 914 amino acids. The record is from RefSeq and is a predicted model, not a curated record. Gene Ontology annotation, biological process: mitochondrial translation; histidyl-tRNA aminoacylation. The transcript is spliced from 7 exons.
AACAUCGGGUCGGGCCGAAUCCAAAUGUGAGAUCCGCAUCUUCUUCAUUUGGUCGGUCAUCAGAAAACCCUAAAAAUGAGGUUCCUAUGUGAAUUACUGCUCCUCUCCCACUACUGAUAGAUAGAGAAGCCAGGUGACCAGCGACACGCCAGCCCCCAACAGAACAGAACAGACUACCUCAAUCAUUCAAGCGUCCUCUAUCAAUAUCUUUCUUUACACUCAGUCACACACAAUACUAGACAUCUGUCGGUGGAUAAUUUAUUGAUAUGGCGGUGGAGGGACGUGAAGUGACUGUGAUAGCGGUUGGCGGAAAAGGAGCUUCUCUCUCUUCACACUCCGUCUUCGCCAUCGCCAACAACCUUGCUCAGGUGCGGAUUGAUUCAUCUUCCCUUGACAGGCUGUCCAACCAGAAGAACAACAAGAAUCAGCAACCGCCUCCGCCGGCCAAGUUCACUUUUUCCCUACUAAAGAAUUUAUCCCCACAAGAAGCCCGAGCAUCCCUCCUGCUUCUUCUCAACAAACUCUUGCUCUCUUCUUCUGCCUCCUCUGCUGGUAUUCGACCCCACCUCCCACUCUUGAUCUCUGAUACCCUUAAUAAUAGUAAUUAUAAUAAUAACCCUAACCCAUCUGCUUCUCAAACCCUCGAUUUUGAUCAUGCCUAUGAUGUCACUAAUGAAGAACUCCUUGUGUUGGAGAAAUCAUCAUUGUUCAUAUUGGACGGCAUUUGCGCAAUUCUUGAUCACCAGUCGUCAGCCUUGUCUUCUAUUGUCGACGCCGUUGCUGCUUUGUCUUGCGAGGCCUCAGGGGCGGAUGUGUCUGCAUUUAGUUCCAUAGACUCCGGAGAUGGAUCCUCUGCUAAUAAGGACGAGAUUGCCGUCGCUAGUGACUUGAAGGUCUUCCUCAAUGGCUCCAAAUUGCUGGGCAAGCUCGAGUGCGAAGCUGUGUCUGAGAUACCCCAGCUUCAUGGUACUUUGAGGGAAAUUGCCAGGUUGGUGCACUCAAGGACUCGGGUCGAAUUGAAUUCCCCUGUUGUUUUUGCUAAGGUUGGCAACAAAGUCUCCGCUAGUGCUGGAACUGCCAAGGCAUUGGCAACUGCAUUCUUGACUCUGUCUGAGGCCCUUAGGCAUUUGGGCAAUUGUAGCUGGACCCGUGCAAAACUUAGCAUUGAUGCAAUCAGUAAUGUUGAUCUCCGAUCUAGUUUGAUGGAAAUGUUCAAUAGGGAAUGCCCUAGGGCUGAUAGCUUGGGGAAUUUGUUUUUGUCUUCUUCAAAAGCAAGCUUUGGAGGACAGUACAUUACGUUCUUUCACGAGCUUAAUGGCUUAUCAGAGAUGGUAAGAAAAAUUGUCUAUUGGGAGGCAAUUACAGCUUUUGUUUCGCUUGAGGGGAGUGAAAUUAUAGAUAAAGUUCAAGGUAAUGCGCCUGUGGAAAUGAAUGUGAAAUCAGACAAGAAAAGCGAAAAGAAAAAGAAGGUUUUAGGAAAAGGAACUACCGUUUUAAUGCAGUUUAUCAGGGGUAAGUUGCGGAGUGGGGUAGGUGAGGCAGUUGACCCUUCAGCCUUGCUGGAGAAAUGGGUGCAGGAUCUUCUCUCGUUGUUGGACCCAACCCACUCAGACCUUGGGACAUUGUUGUUGAAAGUGAAAGAGAUCGUGGAAAGCAAUGAAAGUAGAAGACUUCCCAAGCUCCCAAAGGGUACUCGUGAUUUUGCAAAAGAACAGAUGGCCAUAAGGGAGAAAGCAUUCUCAAUUAUAAUGGAAGUUUUCAAGAGGCAUGGUGCCAUGGCCCUGGAUACCCCUGCCUUUGAAUUGAGAGAAACUCUAAUGGGAAAAUAUGGGGAAGAUUCAAAGUUGAUUUAUGAUCUUGCUGACCAGGGUGGAGAACUCUGCUCACUGCGGUAUGACUUAACGGUUCCAUUUGCUAGGUAUGUGGCUAUGAACGGUAUUACAUCAUUUAAAAGGUACCAAAUAGCAAAGGUUUACAGAAGGGAUAACCCAUCUAAGGGAAGAUACCGUGAAUUCUAUCAAUGUGACUUUGACAUUGCCGGUCAAUAUGAGACAAUGGGGCCAGAUUUUGAGGUUGUAAAGGUUAUGACGGAAUUGCUGGAUGAGCUAAAUAUCGGAGACUAUGAGAUAAAACUGAAUCAUCGGAAGCUAUUGGAUGGCAUGUUGGACAUUUGUGGAGUGUCGUCUGAUAAGUUCAGAACCAUAUGUUCAAGUAUUGACAAGUUAGACAAGCAAUCAUUCGAGCAGAUUAGAAAAGAAAUGGUGGAAGAGAAGGGCUUGACUGUCUUGAUAGCAGAUAAAAUUGGCACUUUUGUCAAGGAAAGGGGGUCCCCUCUGGAACUCUUAUCUAAGCUUAAACAAGAAGGAAGCGAGUUCCUGAAAAAUGAGGGAUCUCGUAUGGCACUGAAUGAAUUAGAAGUUUUGUUUAAAGCCCUGGAGAAGUCAAAGUGCAUUGGCAAAGUAGUUUUUGACUUGAGUCUUGCUAGAGGUCUUGACUACUACACUGGAGUUAUAUUUGAAGCUGUUUUUAAAGGGGCUACACAGGUUGGUUCAAUUGCUGCUGGCGGACGUUAUGACAACCUUAUAGGGAUGUUUGGGACAAAGCAGGUUCCUGCUGUUGGUGUCAGUCUUGGAAUAGAACGCGUAUUUACUAUAAUGGAGCAGCUUCAUAAAGAGCAGAAUCAGGUUACCCGUGCUACUGAAACUCAAGUCCUUGUGGCUCUUUUGGGGGAUGACUUGUCUCUUGCUGCCGAAUUGGUUAGUGAAUUGUGGAGGGCUAGAGUGAAAGCGGAAUACAUGGUGAGUAAAAGAGUGAUGAAGCACAUUGAACGUGCCAAAGCAUCAAGGAUCCCUCUGAUGGUAAUUGUGGGUGAGCGUGAAGUGAAUGAAGGGGUUGUGAAAUUGAAAGAUGUCGAGGCUGCUACAGAAGACGAAAUCCGCAGAGAGAUUCUUGUUGAGGAGCUUCAGAGACGCUUGAGUGGUGGCAUUUCACCGCGAGAAAUUAGUUUUUGAGAACACAGAUGAAUCCUCAAACUGCAUAACCUUAAUGUGGGAAAUGAUGCUGGAUACCUCUUUUGUCUUUACAAUUACGAUUCUUAGUUAUGUAUACUAUUUACUUUAGGUUAUGUUGGUAGUAGAAACAUAUAAUAUGGUUUAAUCCACACUCCUCUCUUGGUACUUUUUCAUUCCAAUUGUGUAGACUAUGGAUGGGCAAAUAUGUGACAGAUUGCUUAUGCGCAAAUAGUUGUUAUUAUGGGAGAGGAGAGAAGCGCCGAGGUUAGAGGGGGCACCUACCAAAGAUUCGGAGGGCCAGACUUGUAUCUCUCCCCACCCACCACCUAUGACACGCACAGCUCUAAUUUAUUGGCCUGGCUUUUAUGAUUGUCCUCUAUUCUGUGAUUUGGAAUAUCCUAAAAAAGAAAAAAGAAAAACCAGCCAUCAAAAUCUAUAUUCGCAGAACAACACCAACCAACGUACAUAUCCCGAACUACUGACCCGAAGGUUAUACUCCAACGGCCCACCCUGCGCUCCAGUCUCAUGUUAUUGUAGUAGUAUCUCCUACUGCAUGCUGGAUGUAUUAUUGCCUAUUUGCCUCUCCUUUCAUGAGAGAGAGGGAGAGAGAUUCUAUUCUUAGCCAAUAUGCAUUAGUCUCUCUCUCUCUCUCUCUCUCUCCCCCCCUAAGUUUCGGAAGAAAAGAAAAGGGAAAACAAAAACUAGGGAAGAAGGGAAACAAAUAAGGCAAAUGCUAGCAAAUUCUAUAUUCAUCCCUGGAAUAAUAUCCUGCAAUACCACUACUUGUAACAGGGUUCAUCAAUUGAGGAGAAGGAAUUGUUUCGGGUUGUUUUCAUCCUUGAAACAACACCGGUAAUGGGUGCGCAUGCAGCCCCGCAUGUGCGCGCCCCCGCAUUAACAACAUUCUUCUCAACCAAAACCGACAGAUUGGUCAACAUCCUUUGCCUGAAUCUGAUCAUCAUGUUCUUGUUAUCAUCAUCUAGAAUUGUGGCUGCGUCAGAUGCAGAUGCCUUGUUGAAAUUCAAGGACAGUCUGUCGAACAAUGUUGAUGCUCUGGGUAGUUGGAACAAUUCCACGAGUCCAUGUUCUGGGAAUUACGCAAACUGGAUCGGUGUGCUUUGCACCGAUGGCGACAUCUGGGGUCUGCAGCUGGAGAACAUGGGCCUAACAGGGGACAUAGAUGUCGAUGCACUUCUUCUGUUGCCCCACCUUCGCACUCUCAGCUUCAUGAACAACAAAUUCGACGGUGACUUCCCUGAUUUCUACAAGCUGGGGGCCUUGAAGUCAUUGUUCCUCUCCAAUAAUCAAUUCUCCGGUUCGAUUCCUGACAAUGCAUUUGCAGGAAUGGCUUCUUUGAAAAAGUUGUAUUUGUCCCACAAUGCUUUCCAGGGCAACAUUCCUACCUCCCUUGCCCAAUUGCCCAAGCUUAUUGAGUUAAGGCUUGAGGGUAACCAAUUUACAGGCCUCUUACCCAAUUUUCAGCAGAAGGAUCUCAAAGAUGUCAAUGUAUCUUACAAUCAAUUGGAGGGUCCUAUUCCACCGGCUCUCAUCAAUGUUAGCCCCACUUCAUUUUCAGG